AACUUAAGUGGAAGAUAGCUGUUUGUGGUCUGAUGUUAUUGUCAUUUAUAGCUUCAGGCAAUGAGUUCCUGUAAGGAUUGUCAAUUGUUUUUGUUAUGACUCUGGUAUAAAAUUUUUAUUUAAAAAAAAAAAUCUGUGAUCUCGGCAAACAAAAAGUGUUACUAAAAGCUGAACAGGAAGUUCUAACUAUUUUUUUUUUUACAUAAAAAAUAGGAGUCAAAUUUUCAUCACAUUUUCACUUUAUUACCUUAAGAAGAAAAGGACACGCUGGAUGCUGUGCAUUUAGAUACAAUAUUUAAACAUUGUAUAGAUACGAUGUUUAGGGGGGAAAAAAUGAGUGAAUUUUUAUGGCUGGAAUAUAUACAAACAUAAGUCUGCUAGGUCAGGACUAAAAACAGCCAAGAGGUAACUGAAAAUGCCUAAAACUUGCAGUGCUCAAGGUUGUUUGAAUCACCACAUGAUGAAGGACAAAAAGGUAUCGUUCUUUUGUUUGCCCAACUUGCUGAAGAAAGCAGAACGACGUAGACUAUGGGUCAGAGCAUGCCAACGCAUUAAUUCAGAUGGAACCCAAUGGAUACCACACUCCAAGUAUGUCUAUAUCUGCAGUGAGCAUUUUGUAUCUGGAAAACCUGUUGAUGACCCAGAUCACAUCGAUUAUGUUCCAACAGUAUUCAAAACAACACCACAAAUGGCAUCACGUCCCAAAAAGCGGAAGAAAUUACCCGAUUCUUACAGAUCUAUCAAAAAGUUUCAUCACAAUAUGGAAGCUGCUUAUGAAGCUGCAGAAGCUCUUAUAACCCUGGCAAAAACACAGAAUACCCAAACAUCCUUGAACUCUACCAGUGACAAUACAAUCCCAGUCAAUUCUAUUGAAAAUCUUUCUUCAAACACAUCAAAUUUUUCUGAUAGCAAAUAACUAUGGCUACUCAACAAAAAUGCAGCUAUUAAGAAAUUGCAUUUGUUUCAUUAUUAUUAUUAUUUUGUAAAAUAUUCCAUGAUUAAAGUCACUUCCUUUGAACUCUAUCAUUGUAAAUA
Molecule: messenger RNA, 1035 nt
Organism: Octopus sinensis (East Asian common octopus)
Lineage: Eukaryota; Metazoa; Mollusca; Cephalopoda; Octopoda; Octopodidae
Exons: 3
Coding region: 416-916 (166 amino acids)
Biological process (GO): regulation of DNA-templated transcription
Cellular component (GO): nucleus
Source: RefSeq, a predicted model, not a curated record